Letharia lupina is the source of this 702-nucleotide messenger RNA. RefSeq lists its product as uncharacterized. The record is from RefSeq and is a predicted model, not a curated record. The coding region runs from base 1 to 702 and encodes 233 amino acids. The transcript is spliced from 3 exons. NCBI's taxonomy places the organism in Eukaryota, Fungi, Ascomycota, Lecanoromycetes, Lecanorales, Parmeliaceae.
AUGACUCCGAUCGACAACUCGACAUUCAGGCCGCAGGCUUUUUGGUUACAGAAAGCGACAAGAUGGUUUUUCCUCAUCACACCGGUGGCAAUACCCCAAGACAACAAGAUAGAUGGCUACGUCGGAUACAUGCCCACACCCCCGACCAGCGACUGGUUGACGACGACAUACUGCUACUGCUCCCAACCGCACCAUCUGCAGGCUCCCGCCUUCGACGAGGGUUCCUUCUUCCAAUGGGAAUACUACAACUACCACCAGAACGCCACCUUCGUCAUGCAUCGCCGCUGUCAAGCCAACCACGCGGAGACGAGGACGUGCGUCAACUCCAAACACGUGCACUGCGACCUCGCCGUCGACGGCGAUUGCGAGGGCAACAUGCUCUGUACCUCCUGGCCCCGAGCGCGUGCGCUCCGGAAGAGGGACGCUGGGGGUGUGAAGAAGGAUCACUGGUGCAUGUCGCUGGAUGAUCGGGGUUUCUUGGGCGUGAGUGACAGCAUCAUAUGGAACACCCAGGAGAGGGGUUUGACGCGGAAGGGCGGGCAGGGGCGCCGUGGGACGUCGGACGGGGAGGUCGAGGCGGUUUGCGGGGGGCUGUGCCGGGGACGGGUGGGGAUGCCGAUGUUGGAGGGGGAUCGGAAUGCUAGGAGCCAUCAGGAGGUCUUUGAGGAUUUGGACGACAUGUGCGACUCUUGUCGCAGAUAG